Molecule: messenger RNA, 312 nt
Organism: Porites evermanni
Lineage: Eukaryota; Metazoa; Cnidaria; Anthozoa; Scleractinia; Poritidae
Source: the annotation of a GenBank genome assembly
GGUGACCUGAAACCCUGGCGAGCAUUUUAUGUCCUGUACUUCAAGAGGUCAGAUAAGAAGCUGGUAUUUGAACAUCGUUUUGGUAAGUUGACAGAAGCAGGUUAUACAAUCAAAGUUCACGUUCCAGAGGUAAAACGCAUCGUAUUCGGGACAACUGGGAAUUAUCAACUUCUUUUGGAUCUUAAGCCUGAUGAUAGGCCAGCAGUAAAUUUAGGCCGCGAACAUUUACGCUUAGCUUCCAGGCCAGCUGAUGAUUACAAGUUUACGGACAAUCACAUUGAUGGCAGCUCGAAACCUCGCAACCUGUCCUAG